Messenger RNA from Phytomonas sp. Hart1, 2379 nucleotides. The record is from the annotation of a GenBank genome assembly. NCBI's taxonomy places the organism in Eukaryota, Euglenozoa, Kinetoplastea, Trypanosomatida, Trypanosomatidae.
AUGGCCGAGUCUGAGACUUUCUUUUCUCACAAUGUAUUAGAGUCCAGUAAACCUAGCAGCAUCUCAAGAUCUAUCACGAAUUGCCCUUUAUUAUCACAUAACCCUUCACCCGAUAGAACGACACAACCACAGAAUACUCUUCCCUUUUAUACAGUGGCAUUGUCUUCUGCAAAAGAAUCGUUGGUGUCAGCCACAGCUGUGAGGGCCGGACGUCUCACCCCUUCUAUAACAAACACAAAGUCAAAUAUUUCUCCCUCUCCUCACGCAUUGUCAGUUAAUGCCGUUGUAGAUACUGAACCCAGAAAACUUAACGGUGAGUUUGAACUUCCAGGACGUCUUUUUGGGGCUAAACGAACACCACUUUCCGCAAUGGCUGAUAAAAUAUCCUUACCUUCUACUAAUAAUACUCAGAACGUUGUUACUGAAACUGGCUUAGCUACUUGUUCACUGUCCGACUCUACUAGGAAAGAGUGUCUACCAAUGCAAAACAUAACCUCUACGCACAUCCCUCAGGGCAUGACGGAGAAUACAACCAGAACUACAUCCAUUCAACAUAAAACACUGAAUGAUGCCAUCUUUUUCUCCGAUAUACUCUUUAUGUGGAUGGGGGUUGAUCAGACAACACAUAUCACUUACAAUUCUUCAAUGGGAUGUUACGAGAUGAAUCCCAAUUGUGGCAACGAAGAGCAACUUCAAGUCCUAAAACUUCUUCAGUCGUGUGGUGUACUGGCGCGCAGCAUAGAAGAGUCUCUUAGCCGAACACUAGGGGAGCAAUCAUUUCUUCAGCAGAGUCUGCGCAGUGCGCUACGGAGGCAGCUAACACAGUAUCACUACCUAUUAUCCACCAUACGUGAGAGGCAAACCCCAGUCCUUACUCUGGGCGAUCUUAUGGUGGUACAUCAGCGGGUCUACCCCAAGCUGUGGGUUAUGCAUCAUAUACUCCAGGAAACGGAGUGUGUUAAAGGGGGUGAAAUGGCCUCAGUGUUGCGGAGGCGGGUUCAACAAGGCUCUCAUCGCUUGUCUGCACUUCUUCGUGAUAUCUACACAGAGGCAAUCAGUCCGCUACUGCGCAUGACCGUUGUUUGUAUAACCCGUGGGGAAGUAACAGACCCAUUUAACGAAUUUUUUAUCGUUUCGAACGCUAAAAUUAAUGAUAAUUCGGACAACUUCUGGACUAGUAAAUUCAGUCUUUCACGUAAUAUGCUCCCUGUAACAGUAUCUCGCGCGGUAGCUGAGGACGUACUUUUAGUUCUAAAAAAUAUCUGCUUCAUAUACAAUUGUUGCCGUGCAAAGCAAUGGCGUAUGGACCCUGGAAUUGUUGCGGAGGCCAAUCAAGUAUCCUUUGAAACCCUCCCAAGCGUUGUAUCCGACGCGCUCACAUACAGUAACGCAGCUGUUUUGCGAUAUCUAAGGGAAGAAUUCAAGUUAGAUGACACCUUUCGAAUGGUGAGCGCUUUUUUACUAGUAGGCCAUGGGGGAUUUUUUGAGAUUCUCAUACCCAAGCUAGUACCAAUCCUUUCUAAACUAAGCCAUACUAUUCAUGUGUCUGUGGUGCGGGACCAAAUGUCAAGCGCUUUGCUUGAGAUUGCACCGUACACUCGACACUUAGACACCGACCGCUUCACUGCUUUACAUUGCGAAAUUAUUAAAGAUGAAUCCAAGCUAGGAUGGGAUGCCUUUGUUAUCACCAUGCCACUUUCAUCACCGCUUAGUAAUAUUUUUGAUUCAGUAGCCGCAAAGAUGUACCGUCAGUUGUUUCGCAUCCUUUUUAAGGUUAAAGUUGCGGAAGUGUCGCUCAAGAAGGCCUGGCGGCAAAGUGUAAUUAUCGAUCGCGCUAUUGGUGUUCUUCAGCAGCAGGGUGCAGAAGAAAUGGCUGCCUGGUGCGAAGUCGCAGCAGAUGCUCAUCUCCUCGGGCUCCAACUAAACCAUUUCGUGAUCAAUCUCUGGUCUUAUCUUGUAUCUGAAGUGUCGAUGGUGGCCUGGGACCUGAUGCAGAAAGCUAUUAGUCGCUGCACCUCACUUGAUGACAUCCGUGUUGCACACCACGCUUAUUUAGCUUACCUUUUCCAGCGUUCCCUUCUGCACCACGAUUGCGCCUCAAUACGAGUGAACGUUGAGAAUAUUAUUACUAUUGUUCGGGAGUACUGUGGAUCACAGGCGCUUCUGACGUCUCUCAUUGAGCGAGGGUCUGGUGAGGUGGUCUCUAUUAAACAACAAUACCAGAGUCUCACCGAUGAUUUUCAUCGUGAGAUGUCUGCGCUGCUUACAACUUUGGAAGAGCAGCAUUUACAGUUUGAUUUUCUAAAUUUUUUACUGUUACGACUCAAUUUCAAUCGAUACUAUCGAAAUGGUGCAAUCAGUACAAAUACAGAUUUCUAA